Zychaea mexicana is the source of this 3164-nucleotide messenger RNA. Its product is annotated as oxoglutarate dehydrogenase, E1 component. Gene Ontology annotation, cellular component: mitochondrion; oxoglutarate dehydrogenase complex. The record is from RefSeq and is a predicted model, not a curated record. Gene Ontology annotation, biological process: tricarboxylic acid cycle. NCBI's taxonomy places the organism in Eukaryota, Fungi, Mucoromycota, Mucoromycetes, Mucorales, Lichtheimiaceae. Gene Ontology annotation, molecular function: oxoglutarate dehydrogenase (succinyl-transferring) activity; thiamine pyrophosphate binding. The coding region runs from base 1 to 3003 and encodes 1000 amino acids. The transcript is spliced from 6 exons.
AUGUAUCGCGCGUCGAUCCCUCCCAUCACCACGGCCAGCGUUGCUGCUGUACGCUCCUUUGCGAGCAGCAAAGGCCCGCCAGAGACGGCCGACAGCUUCUUGCACGGCAACGCAGCCAACUAUAUUGAAGAAAUGUACGAAGCAUGGCUCCAUGAUCCAUCGUCUGUCCAUAUAUCGUGGCAAGUGUAUUUCAAGAACAUGAAGAACGGCGUGCAGCCUGGUCAAGCGUAUAUGGCGCCGCCCACCCUUGUGCCAUCCGGUAGUGCGCGUUUGCCUAGUUUACCUUCAGAUGUCGUUGCGGGCGCAAGCGAUUUAGAGGUGCUCGACCAUAUGAAAAUCCAGUUGAUGGUACGCGCGUACCAGGUGCGCGGUCAUCACAUUGCCAACCUCGAUCCACUGGGUAUUUUGAACGCAGACUUGCAAGAUUCAUCACCUCCCGAGCUAUCGCCCAAAUUCUACGGAUUCACUGAGAAAGACCUCGACCGCACCUUCACGUUGGGUCCUGGCAUCCUCCCCGCGUAUGGCACUGACUCAAAAAAGAUGACGUUGCGCGGCUCUAUCGGUGUCGAGUAUAUCCACAUCCCCGAUCGCUCUCAAUGUGAUUGGAUACGCCAACGAAUUGAAACGCCCACACCGUAUAAAUUCACGGUCGACCAGAAACGCGUUAUCUUCGACCGCUUGACGUGGUCUGACAGUUUCGAGCGCUUUAUUGCAUCCAAGUACCCGUCUGAAAAGCGCUUUGGCUUAGAAGGUGGCGAAACCUUGAUUCCAGGCAUGAAAGCAAUGAUUGACAGGUCAGUUGACCUCGGUGUUGAAUCUAUCGUCAUUGGCAUGCCACACCGUGGUCGAUUGAACGUUCUCAGUAACGUGGUCCGGAAACCAAACGAAUCCAUCUUCUGCGAAUUCAGCGGCGCUUUGGAACCAUCGGAAGAAGGGUCUGGUGACGUAAAGUACCAUUUAGGCAUGAACUAUGUCCGACCUACUCCCUCGGGUAAACGUGUCCAUUUGUCCCUUGUGGCCAACCCAUCUCACUUGGAAGCUGCCGAUCCAGUCGUGCUAGGAAAGACCCGUGCGCUCCAAUUCUAUAGCAAAGACGCUGAGCGAGAGCACUCGAUGGCCAUUUUGAUGCACGGCGAUGCUGCCUUUGCAGGUCAGGGCAUUGUAUACGAGACCAUGGGCUUCCACGACCUGCCAGCAUACACGACAGGUGGUACAAUCCAUAUUGUUGUCAACAAUCAAGUUGGUUUCACGACCGAUCCACGCUUUGGCCGGUCGACUCCGUACUGCACCGACAUUGCCAAGAGUAUCAGUGCACCAGUAUUCCACGUCAAUGCCGACGAUGCUGAGGCUGUCACAUUUGUCAUGCAGCUCGCGUCGGACUGGCGACAGACGUUUCACAAGGACGUCGUCAUUGAUCUGGUGUGCUACCGCCGCCAUGGCCACAACGAAACGGACCAGCCCAGCUUCACCCAGCCAAGAAUGUACCAGGCGAUCGAAAAGCAAACCCCUGUAGCUGAAAAAUAUGCUUCGCAGCUCAAGAGCGAGGGAUCCAUGUCCGACUCGGAUGUUGACGAGACCAAGAUGCGUGUAUGGAAGAUCUUGGAGGAGAGCUAUGCCAAGAGCAAGGAUUAUACGCCCACAUCGCGCGAAUGGCUUUCGAGCUCAUGGCCAGGAUUCAAGUCGCCCAAGGAGUUGGCCGAAGAAGUUUUACCGCAUUUUCCUACGGGUGUCUCCAUGGAGACCCUGCAGCAGGUUGGCAAGGCAUUAACCACGUUUCCUGAGAACUUCUCCAUCCAUCGCAAUCUGAAGCGUAUUCUGCAAAAUCGCGAAAAGGCGCUCAACGCCGGCAAGGAUAUCGAUUGGGCAACAGGCGAGGCAUUGGCAUGGGGUUCCUUGCUGUUAGAAAACAAGCAUGUGCGAUGCUCCGGCCAAGAUGUUGAGCGUGGUACCUUUUCGCAACGCCAUGCUGUCCUGCACGACCAAAAGAACGAGCGACCUUAUACCUUGCUGAAUCACAUUUCACCUGAACAAGGCAACUUGACGAUUUGCAAUUCAUCCUUAUCCGAAUACGGUGUGCUUGGUUUUGAGCUCGGGUAUUCCAUGGUCGAUCCCAAUGCAUUAGUGAUCUGGGAAGCUCAGUUUGGUGACUUUGCAAACAAUGCCCAGUGUAUCAUUGAUCAGUUCAUAGCGGCUGGCGAGCAAAAGUGGCUGCAGCGUACUGGCUUGGUGCUGCAGCUGCCUCAUGGUUAUGAUGGCCAAGGACCCGAGCACUCGUCAUCCAGAAUCGAGAGGUAUCUUCAGAUGUGCGACGAUAACCCAAGCACAUACCCAUCACCCGAAAAGUUGCAGCGCCAACAUCAGGAUUGCAAUAUGCAGGUCGUCUACGCGACAACCCCAGCACAGUAUUUCCAUGUCAUGCGCCGUCAGAUCCAUCGUGAAUUUAGAAAGCCGCUCAUUUUGCCAUUCUCCAAAUCCUUACUGCGGCAUCCGCUCGCACGGUCUGCGCUCGAGGAUAUGACAGGCGAUAAACACUUCCAGUUGUAUCUUCCUGACGUACAUCCCGAGCAUCUUCAGUCCCCAGACAAGAUCAAGAAGCAUAUCCUGUGCACGGGCCAGGUGUACUACGCCCUCUUGCGCGCACGCGAGCAAAACAAGAUUACUGAUGUUGCCAUAUCACGUGUGGAACAACCCAAUCCAUUCCCCUAUGAGCAGGUUAAGGAUCAUGUAGACAAGUAUCCCAACGCCGAGGUCGUAUGGUGUCAGGAAGAGCCUAUGAACAUGGGCAUGUGGCAGCAUGUCAGUCCAAGAAUCAACACUGUGUUAUCGCAGACGGAAAACUUUAAGAGUAAACCCGUCCAAUACACAGGUCGUGAACCAUCUGCCUCGGUUGCCACCGGUAAUAAAAAGCGGCAUUUUCAGGAAGAAUACGACUUCUUAAGCUGGGCCCUUUUGGGCGAGCCUACCCAACCCAAGGAAGUACAAUCCGGUGUACCAGUGUGGUAGAAAUUUGUAAAUCGAAUACGGAAGUUGUUGCACAGAUUUUUCCAUACUCUUUUUAAACUGUUAUGUUAAAAACCAUCAAGUUAUUUAUCCUUUUUCUUUGGCGAAACAACAAGUAUAGCUUCUACUCGAAUGUACUUCACAGCAGGUUUAUGUUUCUGUCG